AUGUUAUCAUCCAAAGAAUUUGUGCCAAAGUCAACUAGUCAAAAUUCUCUGACAAAAUCUCAACCAUUCAAUGCAUCAACAAGUGCUCGUGAAUUAUGGGAGACUGAAAAUAAUAUAGAGUCAAUUUUAGGCCCAGUUGAUGAAUACUUCAAGUAUGAUGUCAAAGUUCAUCAAUCCAUUGUUAAUGCUAAACCAUGGGAAAAAGAUCCGCAUUAUUUUAAAUCGAUUAAAAUAUCAGCUGUUGCUUUGUUGAAAAUGUUAAUCCAUGCACGAUCUGGUGGUAAUUUAGAGGUUAUGGGAUUGCUCAUCGGUAAAGUGGCUCAUCAAACAAUGAUUGUUGUCGAUAGUUCACCAGUGCCGGUUGAAGGGACAGAAACACGUGUAAAUGCCCAGGCAGAAGCUUAUGAAUAUAUGACAACGUAUACAGAAGUGGUAGCACGAGUUGGUCGUACAGAAAAUGUUCUCGGUUGGUAUCAUUCACAUCCAGGAUAUGGUUGUUGGCUAUCUGGUAUUGAUGUUAGUACACAGUUGACUAAUCAAACUUAUCAAGAACCAUUUGUUGCUAUUGUUAUUGAUCCAAUUAGAACAAUAUCUUCAGGAAAAGUUAAUCUUGGUGCCUUUCGUACUUAUCCAGUUGGAUAUCGACCACCGGAUGAUGGUCCUUCCGAAUAUCAAUCAAUACCGAUGGAUAAAAUUGAAGAUUUUGGUGUACAUUGUAAACAAUAUUAUUCUUUAGAAGUGUCACAUUUUAAGUCGAUUUUAGAUAAACGACUAUUAGACUCAUUAUGGAAUAAAUAUUGGGUGAAUACUUUGAGUUCAGUGAGUAUACUUGCACAACCGGAUUAUUUAGCUGGUCUGACAAAAGAUCUUGCUGAGAAAGUUGAACAUGCUGGAUCUGCAAUGUGUCGUAUGAACUGGGACAGUGAUCGGUUGGAAGAUCGUUUAGCCAAAUGUAGUAAAGACGCGACAAAAUUAGCUAUGGAACAGUUACAUGCAUUAACUGGUCAAUUUAUUAAAGACAGUUUAUUUAAUAAAAUCUAA
Messenger RNA from Trichobilharzia regenti, 1041 nucleotides. The record is from the annotation of a GenBank genome assembly. Lineage: Eukaryota; Metazoa; Platyhelminthes; Trematoda; Strigeidida; Schistosomatidae.